Porites evermanni is the source of this 3601-nucleotide messenger RNA. The record is from the annotation of a GenBank genome assembly. NCBI's taxonomy places the organism in Eukaryota, Metazoa, Cnidaria, Anthozoa, Scleractinia, Poritidae.
AUGACUACUCGAGAAGUGGAACAAGCCUCAGCAAUUGAUGAAGAACUCUGUGCAGUCAAGGAAUGCUUAAACGGAAAACCGUGGGAUCACCUAGCUUACAAGAAAUACCUCCCACAUAGUAGUGAACUGUGCAGCAUUGGACAGUUGAUACUAAGAGGGACAAGAAUCGUUAUCCCGAAGAAACUCAGACCCAGGGUGUUGUCCCUCACUAGCGAAGGUCAUCUGGACAUGGUUGGAACCAAACAGAAGUUGUGCAGUAAAGUGCGGUGGCCUGGGAUGGAAAAGGAUGCUGAAACACACUGCAAAACCGGCUAUGGAUGGCAGUUAGUCAGCCGUCCCAGCCCAUCAGAGCCUAUAAGGAGUACAGCAUUGCCAACUGGACCAUGGAGAGAUUUGGCAAUUGAUUUGCUCAGACCACUCCCUACCGGUGAGUCCAUUCUGCUCGUUGUGGACUACGAGAUAGCCAUUAUGAGAUCCACAGUUGCCUCUAACUUCAUCUGGAGUCUAGAAGAGAUAUUUGUAAGAAAUGGUCUACCUGCAAGCCUGACAUCUGACAAUGCACCACAUUUUGUAUCAACAGAGUUUACAGGGUACAUGGAGCAGCAAGGAAUCAGACACCACAGAGUUACUGCAAAAUAACCCCACGCAAAUGGAGAAGUUGAGCGGAAGUUGAGCACCAAAAUAGUUCACUUCUGAAAAGGCUGCAAAUCGCACAUGCUGAAAAGAAGGACUGGAAGGAAGACCUGAAUGUUUAUCUUGCAGCGUACAGAAGCCUACCUCACUCACAACUGGUGUAAGCCCUGCCCAGUUGCUCUUCGGACUGAAAAUAAGCACCAAACUUCCUGAGCUGAGCGAUGUACAUGUCGAACAAGAAGUGCGUGAUAGGGACAAUGAACAGAAGGGUAAGAGCAAAGCGUACGCUGACAUGCAGAGAAAUUCGAGUUACUCAAAGGUACUUCCUGGAGACCAAGUACUAGUGCAACAAGAGAGGAAGAACAAGCUCACAACCUGUUUUGAACCAAGUCCGUACACUGUGGUAAACAAGUAUAGGAACAGCCUGAUUGUGCAAUCUCCAGAAGGAGCCCAAAAGUCAAGCAAAACAUCCGAUGUAAAGAAACUGCUAGAGAAUGAUGAUACACAUGAUACACCAAGUAUACCGGAAGUGGUGAUGACUGGAGAGCCCCACAAGCAGGAUAAACCGACCCUGCAGCAGAGUGUGGUGAUACCGGAAUCAAAUCUUGUUGAGCCUGGAGUUCCACUUAGGGGGUCCCAGAGACACAGAGUGGCACCAAGCUAUCUCAAAGACUAUUGUACUUUAACUCUAGAGACACUGAAAUCUCAGAGACAUUGUUGAUAGUCUACGUUUAUGUCUACUGGACCAUAUAUUAUUUCGUUUGUACUUCUGCUAAAUGUUACUGUUUUCUAUCUAAAUGGGGAGGGAUGUGGUGUAUUAGGACCCAGAUUCCCCCUCAUUAAUGCAUGGAAUGCCUGACUGUAGUGGUUAAGGACCACAAGUUGUGAAGGCGGAAUAAAGCUAAUCAUUUACAGUUCAAUCCAUUGCAAUCCUUUGUUAUUUACCAACUAGAUUGGUCACAACAACCAUUAAGCGCGUUUGGCAUCAAACAUACACAUUGACUAUUCUAGGACAAACUACAGAAAGUUUUGUUUAAAAGUCAGGUGCCCAACUUUGCAAGGAUUUGCCAAAAGAUCAUAAGAAAAAAAAAAUCACAUACAGUUGUACUGCUCCCACAAAGCAGCAUCCCUUAUGAGUGUGCAAAUAGUUAUGGGACCUUCAAAUUUUCAGUUAAUGCAUUUCAAUAGGUACUAUUCCAAAUGCAAGAAACUGCUUUUAUUCAAAUCAAGCAUAGUACUGGUUUCUACUUUUUGUUAAGGAAAUUUAUACAUUUUCACUAUCAAUUACAGUAUUGUACAAAAAAACAUUGACACUGUUAAAGUUCAAGAAGAAGUGACACUUUGUGCAAUGAAACACGCCACACCAAGGAAUAGAGAGAACUAAGCUAACAACUAAAACCUCAGUCUACUGGAGAGGCUUGUACCAUUGGCACUGAUCUCUUUGCUCUUGAUGGCUCCAAAUAUCUCGUAGUUGCUGAUCAUUACUCAAAGAACCCCUUUGUCAGGAAUAUACUGAGUGGGCAAAGCAAGAGCAGCACAGUAGUCAAAAUAAUGAGGCAGCUUUUCAGCUAGCAAUGCACCCCCGAAGUAGUAAGAACUGACGACGGACCGCAUUUCAACAGCCAAGCCUUUCAAGAGUUUGCUCGGGACCUCAGUUUUAAGCACAUUACAAGCUCCCCCCUCUACUCUCAUAGCAAUGGGUUUAUCCAAAGCCAAGGCAAGUCAGUGAAGUCAGCCCUCCUAAAGUUGAAAAUGACCAAAUCAGACCCUGACAUGUCGCUUCUUUGUCUCAGAGCUACCCCUGUUGACCACAAACUCCCCUCACCUUUUGAGGUGCUAUUGGGGCACCCAAUCCAAGACAACCUCUUAAGGAAGAUUUCAAGGGACUCAUCAAGUGAAGAAGUUAUCUCCAGGCUGAUCAAAAGACAGCAACUGCAGAAACACUACUACGAUGGAUCAGCAAAGCCACCCCCAGAACUUGCCCCAGGGCAAAGGAUCACCAUUCAAGAUCCACCAUUGCUGAAAUGGAAAUCGGCUGAGGUAAAGGAAAGACUAGUUGGAACUCCCCACUCAUGUGCUGCAACGACUGCAACUGGCAGAGAGCUAAGGCACAACAGAGCCCACAUAAGAGAAGCACAUCAGGAAAACAGAGCAGUAGAACCUGACUGGAAAGAGCAGUCAUCAUCCAAAGAUUCCUCUAAACCCUCUGAGGAAUGAAACCAUCACAUUGCAGACACCUACCCAACUUGCAGUGGCAGGCUGAUUAAACCCCCCGGAGAGACUGGAUCAGUAGAAACUGAGUUAAGCCAAGCUGUGAUUCUUAGGAACACUUUGAAACGGUCAUAGUAGUCUUGUUGUGGUUAGUUAUUGUAAGAGGAAAAAAACUGACAUUGACUUAGAUCAUGUACCUUGAAGACACUGAAUUAGGUUAAUGCACGUCUAGACUAUCAUCCAGUUUGUCAAGCUUAUAGGAAAGGAGGGAUGUAACGAUUCUAUGGCAGUUUUGGCCAUGAUGCUUUGCGAAGCUAAUGUUACUUUUUCCAUUCAGCCAUAUUGCCGCUCAAAAUAAAGUAAAGGCACACAGUUUGUAAGAUACAACCCAGAAUCUUUGCAAAAGCUACAACCUUUUCACUGAUAGAAUUUUGUGUAGGAUGGGAUGAUUAUUCAAACAUAGUUUUUAGUACAAACUUAGAUUUUCACCUUGCCAUGCUUGACUGGCAAAACACCCCAACUGAAGGUAUGAAGAGUUCACCAGCACAGCGAAUGUUUGGCAAGUGCACCAAAAUACUGCUGCCGACCUCAAACAAACUCCUGAAACCCCAGUUAGUCACAUCUUCAACAGUCUAAGGAACCGUUCAUGCCUAAAGAUGCAGAUGUUGAAAUUCCAAGUCCAAUUCCACCAACCAAAGCCAGCACAAAAACCAUAUCAGGAGCGAACAGUGCAGGACACCCAGCAGCACUGUCCUGA